This is a messenger RNA of Coregonus clupeaformis (lake whitefish), 787 nucleotides long. Its product is annotated as 40S ribosomal protein S25. Bases 104 to 553 code for a protein of 149 amino acids. The record is from RefSeq and is a predicted model, not a curated record. Gene Ontology annotation, molecular function: structural constituent of ribosome. Gene Ontology annotation, cellular component: cytosolic small ribosomal subunit. The transcript has 4 exons. NCBI's taxonomy places the organism in Eukaryota, Metazoa, Chordata, Actinopteri, Salmoniformes, Salmonidae.
AUUUCCCAGUACCGUACUUCAACAUCCGCAUGUACGGGUUCUCUUAGAGGCUGGUUCACGGGUUGAAGGUCCUUUCACUCCGACAUCUUGACGGUGGGACAUCAUGCCUCCUAAGGACGCCAAAGGGAAGGGGAAGGAUUCCGGGAAGUCCAAAAAGGACAAGGAUCCAGCCAACAAAUCUGGAGGCAAAGCCAAAAAGAAGAAGUGGUCCAAGGGAAAGGUGAGAGAUAAGCUCAACAACCUGGUCCUCUUCGACAAGGCCACCUACGAAAAAUUGAACAAGGAAGUGCCCAACUACAAGCUCAUCACACCAGCAGUUGUGUCUGAGAGGCUAAAGAUCAGAGGCUCUCUGGCCAGGGCUGCCCUCCAGGAACUGCUCAGCAAAGGCAUGAUCAAGUUGGUGUCGAAACACAGAUCGCAGGUGAUCUACACACGUAACACCAAGGGUCCUGAGGAGGAGGGUGGCGUUGUGGUUCCGGACAAGCCUGAGAAGCCAGAGAAGCCUGAGAAGGCAGCAAAGGCAGCAAAGGCAGAGAAGGAAGAGAAAGCAUAAACCGGUAUGUGUUAUGCUAGUAGGCCUGAUGGAACUAGCCUACGUUCUAUUAAAAAGAACUGAAGAUUCCUCACUGCAAUUCACUGUUGCUGAUAUUACCUGAUGUUAACAGGCCAGGUUGGAGGACUACUGCUAUGAAUCACAUCUAAAACCAUCUUGUCUUCUUCAGGUUGUGCUGUUGUGAUUCCUGCAUUCAGAUGUGUGAUGUAAGGUGAAUAAAAUUCUGAAAAGAUA